Pygocentrus nattereri (red-bellied piranha) is the source of this 1395-nucleotide messenger RNA. RefSeq names its product macrophage mannose receptor 1. Gene Ontology annotation, molecular function: signaling receptor activity. The annotation marks the transcript as partial. The record is from RefSeq and is a predicted model, not a curated record. Lineage: Eukaryota; Metazoa; Chordata; Actinopteri; Characiformes; Serrasalmidae. The transcript has 8 exons.
UGGAACGAUGAGAAGUGUGAGGAGGAGAGAGGCUGGGUUUGCUACAAGAAGAAAGACAGCCAACUUCCGGCCCCACCCGCCACGAGCAGUCCCUGCCCCUCCAACUACGUCACUUGGUACAAGAACUGCUACAGGCUGGUGUCAGAGCCGAAGACGUGGGAGGAGGCGGAGGCGGCGUGUGUGAAGGAGGGAGGACACCUGGCCAGCGUGGACAUGAGCUACGACCAGGCCUUCAUCUCCGGGGCCAUCCAGCAAGGCAACACAGACGCCUGGAUCGGCCUCAGGCGCAAGGCGGACGGUGACACCUACCAGUGGUCAGAUGGCUGGCCGGUGUUCUACACACACUGGGGUCCGGGGGAGCCCACCAACCACAAAGGAGAGGGCUGCGUCAGCAUGCACGGCCGGUCACACUUCAUCCAGGGAACAUGGAACGACACGGCCUGCGAAGUGACCAAGCCGUACCUCUGCAAGAUCACAUUCGAAAGUCCUCCGGUGACCCCAGCUCCGGGUGAAGGGACCUGUCCUAUGGGCUUUUGGCAUUAUGGGCGUUAUUGCUACUUUGUGCAUAAUGGAAAGCAGGGCUUCUCCUGGCCAGAGGCGCGGCACUACUGCCUGCUGGUCAAAGGCGCUGACCUGGCUUCUGUGCACAGCCGAGCUGAGGUGGAGUUCAUCAGGAACAUCAACUACACCAAAUACCACAACGUGUGGCUCGGACUCACCAGGGACGCCUCAUACGGAUGGGGCUGGACAGACCUGAGUGCGUUGGCCUUCACAAAUUGGGCCCCUGGUGAGCCGAACGAGGCCUUCCACGACGUGGGCCAGGAGAACUGUGUGGAGAUGUAUGAGGACGGAACGUGGAACGACAACAACUGCUUCCAGAAGAGAGGCUUCGCCUGCAAAGUCCACCAGCAUUCUACAGGAGGAGGCGAUCACACUCGCCCGACGUCUGACCCGGUGGCCGAGCAUGCGUCGGUGGUGGCUGGUGCAGUAAUCGGGGCGAUUCUGCUGGUGGCGCUGCUUUUGGGGGUUCUGUAUUACGUCUUCCGUGUGAAAGGAGUCAAACUGAGCGCUGCUGGUCUCUCUGGGAGAGACACCAAACACGUAGACGUGCCUGCUUUCAACAACCCGAACUUUGCAGGGGAGUCGGACACAUGAAGAGGCAAACGAAGCUGCACAGCUUGUACAGAUUCAGCGUUUAUGCUAAAGUAAAAAAGCUUAGAGGAAAUUCUGAGCAAUAAUCGUCAAAAUUCAUUCAAAUUUGUCUUUUUGUAAGUAACUGUAAUUAACAGUAAAGCUAUGAAGUCCUAGUGGUGAAUGAUGUAGCCAAUACAUUGAAUUGUUUCCUGUACAUACAUUUUUAUCCUGAAAUGCUGAAUUAAAGCUGAAUUAAAAGUU